Molecule: messenger RNA, 2601 nt
Organism: Culicoides brevitarsis
Lineage: Eukaryota; Metazoa; Arthropoda; Insecta; Diptera; Ceratopogonidae
Exons: 7
Coding region: 110-2518 (802 amino acids)
Molecular function (GO): serine-type endopeptidase inhibitor activity
Source: RefSeq, a predicted model, not a curated record
AUUUAGUCUAUCAUUAGCGGUCGAGCAAACAACGACAAAGUUUUACAAAAAUUAUUUUCUGAAUCGGAUGAAAUAUAUUAACUUGUCUGACGUUUGAAAAAAAAUAGAAAUGAUCAAACUAAUAUUUUUUGUUUUAGGAUACUUUUGCAUUGCAAAUACGCUCGGAUAUGAGAGUGAGGAAUAUGUUCCAUUCAUCGGAAAGCGCAGAGAUAAUUUUGAUUGGAAUCUUUUAAAAAACGUUAUUCAAAAUGACCCUUCAAAAAAUGUCGUAAUUUCCCCAUUUUCCGCUAAAAUUAUUCUUAUGCUACUUGCCGAAAUGUCGGGUAUUAAUUCUCAAACACGAAAAGAACUUCUUGGUGCAUUAGAUGAUGUAAGAGAUUUGCAUGAGGGACGAACAAUUUUCAGUAGAAUCAUCAAGAGUUUGCAUGAAAAUGACGAACAAAAUGUAAUUAAUUGUGGAAGUAGAGUUUUCAUUACAGACAAAGUGCGCACCUCCCAAAAAUUAGAAGUAAUUUAUGAGAGAUCCUACAAUGCCGGCGUACAAAAUUUGGAUUUCACUGAUGUCUCAAAGGCAACAGAUACAAUCAACAAUUUCGUUGCUGAAGUUACGCAUAACAACUUGAAGGAUUUUGUAAGUCGUGAAACUGUCACAGAUGCAAUUGUAGUGCUCAUUAAUGCAAUUUUCUUCAAUGGGCAAUGGAGUAAUCCAUUCAAAACGGCAAGAACGCAAAAAUCAGACUUUUUUGUUGCUCAAAAUUCUCCUAAAAAGGUUGAUUUCAUGCAUGCCAAAUCAGAUUAUUAUUUCUUUCAUUCGAUGGCAUUGAAAUCCUCAUUGCUUCGUUUGCCUUAUGCAGGAAACAAAUACGCCAUGUUCAUAAUUUUACCUGAUAUCGACACGAAUUUGAAUAGUGUACUCUCAAAUCUCGACACGAAAAUAAUUCAUCGUGAAAUGUGGUAUUUGGAUGAGCAAGAAGUAAAUCUUCAGCUACCCAAAUUUAAAAUUUCAUAUCCAAUGAAUCUAAAGCCUCUAUUGAUGAACAUGGGAAUCACGACAGUUUUUUCCAACAACGCAAGUCUUCCAUUGUUGGCACGCGGAGAUCAAACCUCAACAAAUCAAUUACUUCUUUCACAAAUUCAACAGCACACUGGCAUUGAAGUUAAUGAGCAAGGUUCUGUCGCGUUUGCAGCAACUCAAGCUCAAUUAGUCAACAAAAUUGGCGGAGGAACCAAAGAAUUUAAAGCAAAUAGACCGUUUUUGUUUUAUAUCGAAGACGAAAAGACAGGCAACAUUUUGUUUGCAGGAAAGGUCAGUGAUCCCUCGAUAUGUCUUAUUGCAGCAACGAUUGCUGCUGAAGUUGAUCGUGAGGAAUAUGUGCCAUUUCAAGGACGCCGGUUCGAUGAAUUUGAUUGGCAACUGUCGAAAUCUUUAAUGGAAAAAAGCAAUGGAAACGUUGUAAUAUCUCCAUUUAGCGUGAAAAUUCUCUUGAUGUUGCUUGCGGAAGCAUCUGGAAUAGAUACACCAACAUUUAAUCAACUUUCGGUUAUUUUGCCAAACAUUCGGGUUCCUUAUGACGGAAGAGAAUUAUUCAAAAAUGUGAUUGGAUCGUUUAAUUCCACACAAGGCGCAACAAUGAAAACAGGGACAAAAAUUUACAUGAACAAAGACAUAAAAACGCUUAAACGAUAUGCUGAUAUUGCUAAAAAAUAUUACGAUACAAGCAUUGAAUAUGUCGAUUUUUCACGUCAAUCAGAAGUUGCUACACAAAUCAAUAAUUGGUGUGCUAAUGUCACAGAAAAUCACAUUCAAAACUUUAUUUCACAAGAUGCCUUGGCUGAAGCUGUUGUAUUGUUGUUGAAUGCUGUUUAUUUCAAAGGUCAAUGGAGACAACCUUUUCAACGAGAUGACACAUUCAAGAAAGACUUUGAGGGUACAACAAAAAAGUCUGUUGAGUUCAUGAAGAAGACUGAAAAUUUCUAUUACUUUGAUUCAAGUCAAUUAAAAGCUAAAAUAUUGAGAUUGCCGUAUGCCAAUACCCGAUACGCUAUGUUCUUUAUCUUACCAAAACAAGAUUCAAAUAUUAACGAAUUGAUUCAAAAGCUAGAUAGUAAGACAAUUUCAAGAGAAGCGUGGUAUUUGGAUGAAAUGGAGGUUAAAGUUGAGAUUCCCAAAUUUAAGUAUGAGUUUGAUGGUGAUUUAAAAACGGUUUUGCAACAGAUUGGUAUCAAGGACAUCUUCAAUAAUAAUGCAAGUUUACCACUUUUGUUCAGUGAUGGCGAAAAUGAAAAAGAAAGUAAUGUUUCGGGACAUAAAGUUUCAAAUAUUUUGCAAAAAGCAGGAAUUAUUGUCGAUGAGGAAGGAAGUACCGCAUAUGCAGCAACACAGGUUCAAAUCGUUAACAAAUUCGGCGCUCUUCCAGUUGAGUUUAUUGCUAAUCGACCAUUUGUAUUUUUCAUUGAAGAUGAAGCCACAGGUACAAUUUUAUUUGCGGGGAAAGUUGCUGAUCCUACUCGUUUUUAAUUUAAUAAUGAUCUACUUACACAAAGACGAAGAAUAAAACAACUUUUUAAAAUAUUUACAUGAAUUCAUGUAUGUUUUUCCUA